This is a messenger RNA of Paramacrobiotus metropolitanus, 1179 nucleotides long. Its product is annotated as ADP-ribosylhydrolase ARH3-like. The record is from RefSeq and is a predicted model, not a curated record. Gene Ontology annotation, cellular component: nucleus; mitochondrion. Bases 1 to 1179 code for a protein of 392 amino acids. The transcript has a single exon. Lineage: Eukaryota; Metazoa; Tardigrada; Eutardigrada; Parachela; Macrobiotidae.
AUGGAUCAGUACAAAGGCUGUUUAUUAGGUGCAUUGAUUGGAGAAUGCAUCGGAACACCCCUGAGACGCCCCACGUCUUGUCACAUGAACUUGGCGGGGGUGCGUAGCAAGGUCUCGACUUACUGGGAAAAAUUCUUAAUAACGCACGCUUACGCCAAGUCUCUACUGGAUACCGGCUUCUUUUCCAUGGAGAAUGCCGCACGACAAUGUAGCCAAACCUUUUACCACAACCACACUAAGCGCCAAGCUUUUGGUGAACUGACCACCAUUAUUGCCAGUUGGAAACAUUCUCCCCAAAAAGACUGGACCGCUGCGGCUAUGACAGUCCGCAACCGCGGAACAGAAUGUAAUGCCGCCACUUGGAUAACAGCGUUUCCCUUGUACUUUUACAAUCGGACGGAGCAGAUGAGUUUCUCUGUAGACCGUGUAGCUCGGCUCACCCACUCUUCCAAUGAAGCUGCCGCUGGAGCACAACUGCAGGCCUAUGCCAUCAGUCUGGUUCUAAAGAAUCCACAGCUGACCGAGCUGGAGUUUCUAUCCGCUCUUGUUGAGUACAGCAAUAAGUCUCUCCCCGAAUGUGUACGUGAGAAAUUUUAUACACGUAUGAUGAUUGUUUUGGACUAUGCGCAACGUGCCGAACCAAAGGAGAAACUGUUCAAAGCUAUUGGUGUCGGUACUAGCCCCUUGGAAGCCGUCCCUGUUGCUGUUUACUGCGCUGCUAUUGGUCGCCGCAGUAGCUAUUCAUUCGAAUCCACCCUCCACGCUACAAUGUUAACUGGAGGAUGCACAGAUGCCAUCGGCAUCAUGGCUUGUGCCAUUGCUGGAGCCUGGUCUGGAUUUUCAAGCAUACCCGCUGACCUGGUUGGUAACUGGGACGGGCAGGAGCAGGUGUAUGCCUUAGCCGAAGAACUGGGCAAUUACGUCAGUAAACUUCACAACCCCGACGGGCCACUCAGUACUUUUGCGAACUGGCCACACCUCCUUCCUUCUGCAGGCGCCAUGGCAAGAACGGGACUGUACUACACCGGAUCUGAUGAUACAGUUAAAUGUCAUUACUGUCGAUUUACAAUGAGCAACUGGACACCGGGAGAUCCAUACAAUGACCAUCAGAAAUUUAACCGAAAUUGUAUUUUUGUCAAAGACUGUACUGCUACUCCUGCGUAUGUUCAUGCGGCCUGA